Molecule: messenger RNA, 6938 nt
Organism: Osmerus eperlanus (European smelt)
Lineage: Eukaryota; Metazoa; Chordata; Actinopteri; Osmeriformes; Osmeridae
Gene: per2
Product: period circadian clock 2
Exons: 23
Coding region: 258-4592 (1444 amino acids)
Biological process (GO): entrainment of circadian clock by photoperiod; negative regulation of transcription by RNA polymerase II; circadian regulation of gene expression
Cellular component (GO): cytoplasm; nucleus
Molecular function (GO): transcription cis-regulatory region binding; transcription corepressor binding
Source: RefSeq, a predicted model, not a curated record
AGAAUCUUAGACCAGUGUCUUUACGUCUGCUGUUCCGGGACUUUACAUUCUAUAAUUUAUCGGUUGUGUACAGUAUUGGAAGAGCUUUGUCAGAAAGUACCUCUACAUUUGAUUCAAACGCACAGCAGGACACGCCCCUUGGUCUGGACAGCUUUGACUCCACUUCCAACUUGGUUUGAUCCUUUUCACAGUAACGCCAUGUGGAAGAUAAGGUAACUUCCUGCACUAGGCCCCUUUGAACACUGACCUGAUCUCCAAUGUCUGAAGACGGCGACUCCAAACGAUACCUGUACGCGGCCCUAGAGGGGCGGGAGAGGAACCGAGAGAGGAGUGGCUUCCAGAGGGAGAACGCCUCCGCCUGUGGCUCCAUGGCACAGCUACACUGCAGGGGCGGUUUUGGGGAGGGACGGGGGCGGGACGGGGUGGAGAUGGAGACUGAGUUAGAAUUGGCCUCUGAAGGGAGUGACAGCAGUCACGACCACUCUGCCCCGCCCGGCCCAACCCAUGGCGACAGGGAGCGUCAACAUUCCCCGCUGCACGAGGACGUGGAAAUGGGCGGGAGCGGAAGUGGGACAGAGUCCCAUGGCAACGAGUCCCAUGGCAACGAGUCCCAUGGCAACGAGUCCCAUGGCAACGAGUCGGUUGGCAGCUCCAACGGCAACAGCAAGGACUCUGCCCUACUGGAGUCGUCGGGUAGCAACAAGAGCUCUAACUCCCAUAGCCCAUCACCCCCCUGUAGUUCCAAUGCCUUCAGUCUGGUGAGCUCAGAGCAGGACAACCCUUCGACCAGCGGCUGCAGUAGCGAACAGUCUGCCAAGGCCAAGACGCAGAAAGAGCUGUUUAAGACCGUCAAGGAGCUGAAGAUGCACCUGCCCUCCGAGAAACAGAGCAAGAGCAAGGCCAGCACGCUCAACACCCUGAAAUACGCCCUCCGCUGUGUCAAGCAGGUCAAAGCCAAUGAGGAGUACUACCAGAUGCUGAUGAUCAACGACAGUCAGCCUCCAGGUCUUGAUGUGUCCUCUUACACCAUCGAGGAAAUCCACAGCAUCACCUCAGAGUACACCCUCAAAAACACUGAUAUUUUCGCUGUCGCCGUGUCGCUCAUCACGGGCAAGAUCGUGUACAUCUCAGACCAGGUGGCGUCGAUCUUGAACUGUAAACGAGAGGUGUUUACCAACGCCAAGUUUGUGGAGUUCCUCAGCCCGCAGGACGUCAGUGUGUUCUACAGCUUCACCACGCCCUACCGCCUGCCGUCCUGGAGCAUGUGCACCGGAGCAGAAUCAUCUCCCACAGAGUGCAUGCAGGAGAAAUCCUUCUUCUGUCGUAUCAGCGGCGGCAAGGAGCGCGAGGGCGACCUGCAGUACUACCCGUUCAGGAUGACUCCGUAUCUGAUGAAGGUGCAGGACUGCAGCCUGGCCGAGGAGCAGUUCUGCUGCCUCCUGCUGGCUGAGAGGGUGCACUCCGGGUAUGAGGCCCCCAGAAUCCCCUCUGACAAGCGCAUCUUCACCACGACACACACGCCCAACUGUGUGUUCCAGGAUGUCGACGAGAGGGCUGUUCCCUUGUUGGGCUACCUCCCCCAGGACCUGAUAGGAACCCCCGUGCUGCUCAACCUCCACCCCAACGACCGGCCCCUGAUGCUGGCUAUCCACCGCAAGAUCCUGAAGUACGUGGGGCAGCCCUUCGACUGCUCGUCCAUCCGCUUCUGCACGCGGAACGGCGAGUACAUCACCCUGGACACCAGCUGGUCCAGCUUCGUCAACCCCUGGAGCCGCAAGGUGUCCUUCGUCAUCGGACGCCACAAAGUCCGCAUGGGUCCUGUGAACGAGGACGUGUUUGCAGCUCCAGCCUUCACUGAGGGGAAGAUCAUGGACUCAGACAUUCAGGAAAUGACUGAGCAGAUUCACAGACUGCUGCUGCAGCCGGUUCAUAACAUUGGCUCCAGCGGUUAUGGUAGCCAUGGCAGCAACGGUUCCCACGAGCAGCUGAGCCUGUCCAGCGAAAGUAACGGGACCGCCACCGGGAACGCAGUGGAGGAGCCGGGCAAGGCCAAGCCGAGAACCUUCCAGGAGAUCUGUAAAGGGAUCCACAUGCAGAAGACCCAGGACCAAGCCCUAUACCUGUCCUCUCCCUCCUCAUCCCCCUCCAAACAUGAACAGAGGAAGAACGCUGAAACAGGCGUCCAGCGGGGUCCUCUGGCGCGUCCGAAGGACGCGGCGCGGGACGGCACCACCGCCACGGUGGAGGAGCUCAUCUGCAAAGACCAGAGCGUCCACUCCUACCAGCAGAUCAGCUGCCUGGACAGCGUCAUCAGGUACCUGGACAGCUGCAACAUCCCCAUCACGGUGAAGAGGAAGUACCAGUGUUCGUCCAACACCACGUCGUCCAACUCGGACGAAGACCGGAAGGGCUCGGACGACGGCAUGCAGGGGCCGCAAGAGUCUCUCAUCCCGGAGGCCAAGGCAGAGAGCCAGUGCAGCUACAGCAGCACCAUCGUCCACGUCGGGGACAAGAAGCCCCAGCCAGAGUCUGAGAUCAUUGAGGAUGUGACCGAAAGCCCCGCCCCCCCGCCACUGCCCGUCAGCGUGGCGUGCCCGCCGCCUCAGGAGAAGGAGGCCUAUAAGAGGCUGGGCCUGACCAAGCAGGUGCUGGCUGCUCACACCCAGAAGGAGGAGCAAGCCUUCCUCAGCCGCUGCCGCGAGCUCCGCCCUGCCAGAACCUCCCAGAAGGACUGCUCCACCCACCUGCGCAAGCAGAGAGGAAACGCCAACGCCGACCGUGUCAGGGGUUCCACCAAACCGGGAGAGGCUGCCAGACCCGAGAACGCCACCAAGAAGGGCGGCCGCAACAGGAAGUCAAAGAAGCCGCGCAUGAGGCGCCCGGAUUCGUCAGACAGCGCUGUCUCCCACCGCAAGCCCCGCCCUCCUCUUCAGGGCCUCAACCAAACGUCCUGGUCCCCUUCGGAAGCCUCCCUGUCCGCUUUCAGCGUGCCCUAUCCCACCAUACUGCCAGGAUACCCUCUCUCGGUGUACCCGUCUGGCCCGGCACCCCCUAACCAACCCUCUCACCCCGACCCCUCUCUCUCCACCCAAACCAGCCAAGCUCAACCCAAACUCAACGCCACUCCAUAUCCUGCCCCCAUAGUCACCCCUGUGGUAGCAUUGGUUUUGCCCAACUACCUGUUCCCCCAGAUUGGACAACUAGGGCAAAUGGGGGCUGCCCCAAACGAGCCGGCCUACACUUCCCAUCAGCCCUUCCCAACCCCACCCACCUACACUACCCAGCAGCCCUUCCCAACCCCUCAAGAGGCCUACACUACCCAUCAGCCCUUCCAAGCCACUCAAACAGCCUACCCCAGUCAGCAGCCUUUCCACACUCAACCUGCCUACACUACCCAGCAGCCCUUCCCGACCCCUCAAACGGCCUACUCUACCCAUCAGCCCUUCCAAGCCACUCAAGCAGCCUACUCCAAUCAGCAGCCUUUCCAGACCCAACCCACAUUCACUACCCAGCAGCCCUUUCAAACCCAACCCGCCUACACUACCCAGCAGCCCUUCCCUGUACAGACCCAGUUCGUCCCCCAGGCCAGCUAUCCCCCCCAGGCCUUCCCAUACAGCCUGGCCCCUGAGCCCUCCAAAGUCCCCACCAUGGAGCCCACAGAGGGGGUUGCCUCACGCUCCUCCACCCCUGCCUCCGGGGGCCACGAGCCAGCCGCCUCGCCCCCGCUGUUCGAGUCCCGCUGCAGCUCCCCCCUGCAGCUCAACCUGCUCAGCAUGGAGGAGACCCAGAGGUCUGUGGAGAGGCAGGACAGCUUGGCGCCCCCUUGUGGAGCGGCAUUGAACAGCACGACCACAGCGGCGCCCGUGGGGCCCACGGGGGAGAACAGCGGGGCUACUGUCACGGCCUCAGAGGACCUGGAGCAGCUGGCGGGAGAUGAUGCCCACAGCGAGGCCCCCUCGUCCUCCUCAGACCUGCUGGACCUCCUGCUGCAGGAGCAGGAGGACUCCGGCUCCUCCGGCUCCGUGGGCUCCGGGUCCAACCGCUGUGGGACGUCCGCCAGCGGCGCGUCAGGAAGCAGAACGGGGAGCAGCAACACCAGUAAAUACUUUGGCAGCGUUGACUCUCUGGAGAACGACCCCAAGAUGAGGGCCCUGACAGAGACGGGCUCCAAGAUGACCCUGGACGAGGAGGACAACUUCAAUUACGCCCUCCAGGAACCCAUGUGGCGCCUCAUGUCCAACACCGACGAGAAUGUCAUGAUGACCUAUCAGAUGCCCUCGCGGGACAUCCAGAAGGUUCUGAGAGAUGACAAGGAGCGCCUGCAUCAAAUGCAGAAGAGCCAGCCUCGUUUCUCCUCGCCCCAGCGGAGAGAGCUGGUGGAGGAGCACACCUGGAUGAGGAGGGGGGGCCUGCCCAAGGCCAUCGACGUCAAGGAUUGUGUGUACUGUGAGGACGACUCCUCUGCCCCCCCCAUGGAGGAGAACCUUCCGGACAUGGAGACCCAGGGUUUGGGAGGAGCGCCUCCGCAGAAAGACCACCUCCCCCAGACCACGACAGCAGCCUCUCGCCCAGACCCAGACUCUGUCACCUAGCGACUCUGUCACCUAGCGACUCUGUCACCUAGCGACUCUGUCACCUAGCGACUCUGUCACCUAGCACCCUCUCACCAGUAGAGGGCGCUUGUCUGCUGGUGGACCAGCGGACCCCAACACUUUACCUAAACACACAUAAACAUACACACACACUGAAGAUGUGCAGAUGUGAACACUCCCACAACAGUUCCAGGGUUGUGCACAAAAGACAACUUUGACCCAAAAUUAGCAUAAGUAUUAUGAUGGCCAAGAUGCUGUUUGGUGUGUGCGUGCGAGAGAGAGAGAGAGAGAGAGAGAGAGAGAGAGAGAGAGAGAGAGAGAGAGAGAGAGAGAGAGAGAGAGAGAGAGAGAGAGAGAGAGAGAGAGAGAGAGAGAGAGAGAGAGAGAGAGAGAGAGAGAGAGAGAGAGAGAGAGAGAGAGAGAGAGAGAGAGAGAGAGAGAACAACUGAUUUGCAGUACUCACAGGGCCCAUCAGAGGGUAGUAGUAUCUAUGUGCAGUCAUCCCAAGUCAUCGGUAUGUGGACCACACAGGUCAACCAAAGACAAGAAGCUGUUGACAGUUCAGGCUCUCGUCUUACCCUGGUCCCUCAGAUAGCUGUGACAAGCAGUUAUCCACUGGUACUUCUCUACUCCUGUAUUUAUUUUGCUUUACAUAUUAUAUAUUACAAAUAUUUUUGAUACACCAAAGCCAAAUUCAUGCAUUUCCCCAACUUGACUUUGCUCUAGAGCUGCAGCUGAACCUUGUAAAAUGUUCAAAUGUACACCAGUUCUUGUCUUGGUCUGUGGGAAUGUCCUGUUAGACAGGUGUUGCAGAAGUUCUCAACUUAAAGGAAAUGUGAACUUGGUUUUAUAAAAUGUGUGUAGUGUUGAGCUUGCCUGUUCGUUUGAAAGUCCUAGUAUUGGAAGGCCAGUACUUCUCAUUUGGACAAUUUUCUAAAUACUUCAGUUGAAGUCUUUUUCUUUAACCCCUGUAACCUCAAUUCUCUUGUAGCAUUUACAGAUUGUAUUAACUUUUCAAAUAUUGUCUUUAUAUUGUUCUAUAAGGCUGAUUGCACAAGAUACCAGUCUUUAAAUGAGAAAAAUAAGCAAAGCAUCACUGCCUGAGCUUUUGUCACUGUUGUUGUCGUUUUGUUGUAAAAGUGGCAUUCAGUUUUUUUGGGUCCAAAGAUGUGAAGGUUACAGUUAUGUGGUAUUUUACAUCACUACUCAAAGACACCAGCACCGAUUGUAAUGAUCGAACACCAGAAUUACAUACAUACAGUAUGUAGGAAAUACACUAUCUGUUUUUAGGAAAUGAGGAACCAUAAUAUCCAAAACAGUAGUGGGAACUAUAGUAAUCGGUGCUAGAUAUUAACUGGGAAGCUUUCAAGUGGUGCUGGAUAUUUACAUUACAUUUACAUUUAGUCAUUUAGCAGACGCUCUUAUCCAGAGCGACUUACAGUAAGUACAGGGACAUUCCCCCGAGGCAAGUAGGGUGAAGUGCCUUGCCCAAGGACACAACGUCAGUUGGCAUGACCGGGAAUCGAACUGGCAAGCUUCGGAUUACUAGCCCGAUUCCCUCACCUUAAUAUUAACUGAUAUUAACUGGGUCAGAUCAGGUGGUGCUGGAUAUUAACAGGGUCAGAUCAGGUGGUGCUGGAUAUUAACUGGGUCAGAUCAGGGGACAGCAGGAUGCCAUCUGGACCAAGUGCAUGUCACUGGCUUCUUACAUUUCGUCUUUACAAUAUUUUAUGUCUGAAGAUCAUAUGAACAAUGUACUUAUUUUCAUUCAUUAUUUUUCUAUUCGUCAUAUUUUCUUGUGUGUCUAAUUGUCUAUUGAACAGCUCAAGUGUCAUUGGAGACCUAUGAGAAUACCAAGUCAAGUUACUGUAAAAAGUGAUUUCACCGAGCAUGGAUGUACUGUAUAAUAAGACUGGGGCUAAACUGCAAUUGACAGAGAUGAGAGAUUUCAUCUUUUGUCGUAUUUUUUGUGCAAAAAAAACCUUUGACUUAACUGCGUUCAUAUUGACAGGUAGAAUAGCUGAUGCUCUCAUGGCAUGUGAAGGAUUUCACAUGUAUGUAUUGAUAAACCUACAAGUUUGUUAUCAUUGAUUGAUCAGGCAUUCUGAAUGUGCUUACAAGUUAUUAAACAGAUGGAUUGUCGAAAGUGUUCUCUGUAAACGCAUACCCCUGUUAUCAGCGCAUGCAAAUGGUUGUGUGGUCAUGGUUGUGUAUGGUCAUGUAUAUCUGUGUCAUUGCCAUUAUGGGAGCCUAUAGACAGUCCUAUCCAGUUUCUGUAGGUGAAACGAUGAACUAUGUGAGACAUUCAGAUGUUAUAAAAUGCAUAAAUAAAUAUCUACUUGUUUA